This is a messenger RNA of Peronospora farinosa, 1404 nucleotides long. The record is from the annotation of a GenBank genome assembly. Lineage: Eukaryota; Oomycota; Peronosporomycetes; Peronosporales; Peronosporaceae.
AUGCCUCAGCAGCUCCACUCGUUUUUGUUGAACCGAAAACGGUCAACUAUGAACAAUGGAUCUAUUGAUACUCGUGAUUCAAACUUUCGAGAUCAAACCCAAGAAAUUCUAGGAGACCUUGGCGAAACUUGUCGGUAUAUGGAUCUCAUGGGAUCUUCAUCUCGACGUCGAACGCAGUUAACCAGCUCGACCCGAACAGUUCCUGUAGAUAGACCAUCACCAGCCAUGUCAUCAUGGCACGGUAUCAAAUCUGACGGAUAUGUGCCCACAUCACGAAAAGUGCAAGUCUCCGACACUGAGUUGAUUCAUCGUGCGUGUCAAGCUAAUCUCGCAAGCCGAAAAGGAAGAUUGCUCCGUGUACCUUCCGUGAUGUGGGAUUGCAAAGACAUUUCAGGUUUUGCAAUGCUUUCCCGACGAAUGGGGGAGGAUUUCGAGGUCUUAACAACGGGAGAAGUCGCUUGUGAACCAUGUGAUAUUGAACCACUGCUUCGUCCUCGAACGGAAAGUGAGUACAAUGCCGUCGCUCGCGAUUUUCAUGGCGAUCAAUUUAUCUACGGAUCCAUUGUUCAUGAGGUACAACCUCGAGGUUUCGGGAACGACUCGGACGAUGAAAGUAAAGAUAAAUCACGGGAGGACUUUCAUUUGGAUGGAGAAGACCAUACAGCAGUACGAACGGCCUGUUUUGCUCGCUCGCGAAGCUUUGCACGAAAUGAAGAGUGGUGUUUUCUUGAACAUUUUCAAUCUCGUGCAGUCACACCGUCCAGUCCCUUUACGACCAAUGAGUCGACUAUCUCUUCAACAACAACAUCAGUAAAUAUUGACGAUUCUACGGGAUUUACAAUCGUAAUCAGUUCAAUGCCUGAAAACGAGCUGACGGCUGGCAAAAUGAAGAAAGAGCGAGUUGUCCAAUUGCACGGCAUCACUGCAACAUAUUUGGUCGAAGCUGUGCCUCCAACUGUCGGAUGUCGUGGUCCUCGUUCUCGUGUCAGUUUUCAUGCAACAUUUACAGCUUCAAAAACAAUUCCAGAUGGAUGGGCCGACUCGGACAUUGUGCGAUCACGAUUACUGACAAUUGCAAAAAGUCUUCAUCGUCUUCCAGAUCUCGUACUACAACGACAGCAUCAAGCAAGUCGAUUCAGUCAACAUGGUAGUUUUAGUAGUCGAUCGGGUCAAGAUUAUCGUGACAAUGAAGAAGCAAAGAAUUCAAGAUGCAUCGCGUGUACGAAACGACUUCGGAUGAAAUUACUAAAUGCUCCAACACGUCGAUCCAAACGUUGCGAAAUUUGUAUGUAUCGUGCCUGUGCUUCGUGCUGGUCAAAAGAAAAUGUUGAAACCUUUAGUGGUCCGACUACAAGUGUUGUCAUCUGUCGUCGAUGCCAUGAGAAUUUUGGAAAUACCGAGUAG